GCCAACUCCUCGACAGUUCAACCUGGUUGACUGGCGUGAUACUCCGAGACCGAGUCCGAACUCCGAGACUCAGGCUGCCUGGCACUGGCAGCGAGUCCAUCAGUGUCCUACAAGUGGUUGUACGUCCAGGUUGUCUCGCAUCGCUGCUCCUCUCCGUCGUGACUGAGUCUACGAAUUUCACUAGAAUAGUUGAGCUUAAUUUACGUUGAAUGUACAUAUUUGUGUGUUAAUACAGGAGAGUGAUUAUAUGACCACGUCCAGAGCAAAAGAAAUGACGCACUAGUUGAAGUACACUCCACCUUUGAAAAAGUUUGGAUCCAAUACGCGCAUAUCAAGAAACGAAUGGAUUUAGUCUUUACAGAGGCACUAGAGUAUGAAGCCUAUAUUGAUGUCCUAUGUAUGAUGGAGGGCUUCACCGUCCCCUACGAAGUGCUGUGGUGCCAGUGCAGGGGCAACGCCUCCGCCACUCCUCAUAUGGUCCUCAUCCACAACAAAGUGGCGCGCAUGCACGCCGACGCCCAAAGCCACGGCCUGCUCUACGUGGGCGUUGUCCUCACCCUGUACGUCGUGGGACUCAUCCUCAUCAUCAUCAAAUCCGGCAGCUCCGAGAGACACUCGGCCAUGUCAGCCAUUUCCUUCUGCUGCUCGCAAGUCGCCUCCAGCAUCACCAGAAGGAACUGAUGACGUCAUCGGUAGUCCACCCCCCCAAUCCCCUCCAGCCCCCUUCCCCCGUUUUCUUUUCUUUUAUGGGUCACUUUUCGAAAGUUUAUAUGUCGGCCUGACUGUUUAUAGCUGUCUUGGAUUAAAAGUUUUUUUUUUUAUAUACAAAGCAAACGCAUGAGUUCUUUUUUUUCAGUAGGUUGCAGUCGAAGUUUUCAGAGAAUGGCGUUUGCUUUUUUUUCUAAAUUUAAUAAGAAAAAAGGAAAGAGUUUUUAUUGUAGUUUGUAAGUUUUGUACAUAAAUAUACAUAUACACUUUAAUGCAUUAAAUUUUAAGUGUGAUUAUGUAGUUGAGGUGAUAAUUGUUCCUUUACAUAACUCCGUUUUUAUAAGACGCAAAUUGUAAAUGGUGCUUUAAUUUUAGUUAGUAUUAAAGGAAUGUAGACCAUCACACGGUGUAAAAACAAAUAUGGAAGAAUAUAUAACUUGCGUACUUGAUGUAAAACUCAGGCAACAUAAGAAAUUUGCCGAGAGCACAAAGACAGACAUUUAUUUUCUUUACAUUUCCGGGGACACCGCAGACUGCUGGAAAGGAAAACACUUUUCCCCACAAUAAUGAAAAUGACACCUUACAUUUGCAGGUGAUAUUUUCUUUAGUUCAUACUGACACCCAGGUGAUCAUUUCGUUAGAUAAGUCUCUUGAGAAUGGAUUUAAGGUCAGUGUUAGAGUUGAGAAAAAUGCAGCCAAUUGGCAAUCAGUUGAUCACUAUGCAUGGAAAAUGGCCAUGUUUGGACGAUUGAUUACAAUCCGGCCAUGUUGCAGGGGUCCCCCCAAAAAUUAAAAAAUAAAAUAAUAAAAAAGGCUCACAUGUAAAGCUAUAGCCUUGGGUGCUUUUUGUGUUUCUCAACCUCUAAACAGUGGUCACAUAGCGAAAAGGAUGAAUUUGGCUCCGAGUGUGUGAUUAUGUACAUAUGUUUUUUCUUGCAUUGUAGAUACAUUAAUCUUCUUGUUUGUGAUUUAUGUGUAAUUAAUGUAGCUGAUUUUGCUUUUACAAUGAAAUUUUUCAGAAGAAAUCGUCAGGAAUAAACGCAAUUCAAACUUUUAUUUAUUUAUUUAUUUUCAUCUCAUUAUGUACCUUGAAAACGCAUUAAAUCUUGUUCGUAAGUAUGGUUUUGUGUGCUUUUUAUUUCUCGCGUCGUUUGUAUUGAAAAACACGAAGUUAAUUAUCUUUAUAUUAUUUUUUUAAAGGAACAACAGACAUACGUUGAUUUGCUUUAUGUAGUCUAAAAUAUUAAAUAAAAAUGUGACAGAACAGUGUAAUGACAACUCAUCUGUAAACUUCUCUCUCGUAAGGAGUGGUUAUUUAUUGUUCCCUUUGUUAGUAAUUAUUUUAUUGUUCCCUUCGUAUUAUGAUAAUUAUAUUAUGGGUGUGGGCGGACGCCUUGGGGUAAAUACGAAUUUAAGACUGGUGUCUUCCCGAUUAAAUGAAAAUGACAUCUGGUAUUGAAGGAAUAAAUUUACAUCUAUCUCCAGUAUAUGCAUAUAUAAUUACAUAUAUACAUAUAUAUCAAUAUACAUACAUAAACACGAUUACUUUAGCGAACAUUGAGGCAUUAGGCAAAGGGCUUUUAAAAGGAUUAUCGGUCAUAGAAAUGCAGCUCUUUUCGAUUUUAUCGCUUUAGCCUAAAAACCGCAACUUGAACAAUCUUUUUUUUUAAUUUCCCUUUGGAACAAAUCGCACAUUCUAGCAUCUUCAUA
Macrobrachium nipponense is the source of this 2418-nucleotide messenger RNA. RefSeq lists its product as uncharacterized. NCBI's taxonomy places the organism in Eukaryota, Metazoa, Arthropoda, Malacostraca, Decapoda, Palaemonidae. The record is from RefSeq and is a predicted model, not a curated record. The transcript is spliced from 3 exons. Bases 343 to 681 code for a protein of 112 amino acids.